GGGGGAGCCGGCCACCGCGGUCGCCGGCACACCGCCCAGCAUGGUCCGGGAAACAAGGCACCUCUGGGUCGGAAACUUACCGGAGAACGUGCGGGAAGAGAAGAUCAUUGAACAUUUCAAACGAUAUGGCCGCGUGGAAAGUGUCAAAAUUCUCCCCAAGCGGGGCUCUGAAGGAGGAGUGGCUGCCUUUGUGGAUUUUGUGGACAUCAAAAGUGCACAGAAAGCUCACAACUCCGUCAACAAAAUGGGAGACAGAGACCUUCGCACGGAUUAUAAUGAACCAGGCACUAUUCCAAGUGCUGCUCGGGGACUGGAUGAUACAGUUUCCAUAGCAUCUCGUAGUAGAGAGGUUUCUGGGUUCAGAGGAAGUGGUGCAGGGCCUGCUUAUGGUCCCCCACCAUCACUUCAUGCACGAGAAGGACGCUAUGAGCGGAGACUCGAUGGGGCUUCAGAUAACAGGGAGCGUGCUUAUGAACAUAGUGCCUAUGGACACCAUGAACGGGGGACAGGAGCAUUUGAUCGGACAAGACAUUACGAUCAGGAUUACUAUAGAGACCCUCGAGAGCGGACUUUACAACAUGGGCUCUAUUACACUUCUCGGAGUCGAAGUCCAAACCGCUUUGAUGCUCAUGACCCCCGAUAUGAACCUAGGGCUCGGGAGCAGUUUACACUGCCCAGUGUGGUACACAGGGAUAUCUACAGGGACGACAUUACCCGGGAGGUACGAGGCAGAAGGCCAGAGCGCACUUACCAGCACAGCAGGAGUCGCUCGCCACAUUCAUCCCAGUCUAGAAACCAGUCCCCGCAGAGGCUGUCUAGCCAAGCGUCCAGACCCACCAGGUCCCCCAGCGGCAGCGGCUCUAGGAGUCGAUCCUCCAGUAGUGACUCCAUCAGCAGCAGCAGCAGCACCAGCACUGACAGUAGCGACUCCAGCAGCACGGCCAGUGAUGACUCUCCGGCCCGCUCAGUUCAGUCGGCUGCAGUUCCCGCACCCACUUCCCAGUUGCUUUCGUCUCUUGAAAAGGAUGAGCCCCGGAAAAGUUUUGGGAUCAAAGUUCAGAAUCUUCCAGUCCGCUCUACAGAUACAAGCCUUAAAGAUGGCCUUUUCCAUGAGUUUAAGAAGUUUGGCAAGGUGACUUCAGUGCAGAUCCACGGGACCUCCGAGGAGAGGUAUGGCCUGGUGUUCUUCCGGCAGCAAGAGGACCAAGAAAAAGCACUGACUGCAUCGAAGGGAAAGCUCUUCUUUGGCAUGCAGAUCGACGUGACUGCAUGGGUAGGACCAGAGACGGAGAGUGAAAAUGAGUUUCGGCCCUUGGACGAGAGGAUAGAUGAAUUCCACCCCAAAGCAACGAGAACUCUUUUUAUUGGGAACCUUGAAAAAACGACUACUUACCACGACCUUCGAAACAUUUUUCAGCGCUUUGGAGAAAUCGUGGACAUUGAUAUUAAGAAAGUGAAUGGAGUCCCUCAGUAUGCGUUCCUGCAGUACUGUGACAUUGCUAGUGUGUGUAAGGCUAUCAAGAAGAUGGACGGAGAGUACCUUGGAAAUAACCGCCUCAAGCUGGGUUUUGGAAAGAGCAUGCCUACCAACUGUGUGUGGUUAGAUGGGCUUUCUUCAAAUGUGUCUGACCAGUACUUGACACGGCAUUUCUGCAGAUAUGGGCCUGUGGUAAAGGUGGUGUUUGACCGCUUGAAAGGCAUGGCUCUGGUUCUCUACAGCGAGAUUGAGUAUGCACAAGCAGCUGUCAAGGAGACCAAGGGCAGGAAAAUUGGUGGGAAUAAGAUUAAGGUGGACUUUGCAAAUCGGGAAAGCCAACUGGCCUUUUAUCACUGCAUGGAGAAGUCUGGUCAGGAUAUGAGAGAUUUCUAUGAAAUGCUAACAGAGAGAAGAGAGGAACGAAGAGGAUCCUAUGACUACAGUCAAGAUCGGACAUACUAUGAAAGUGUCCGCACUCCAGGCACCUACCCUGAGGACUCCAGGAGGGACUAUCCAGCUCGGGGGAGAGAGUUUUACUCAGAAUGGGAGACGUACCAAGGAGAGUAUUAUGAGUCCCGGUACUAUGAUGAUCCUCGAGAAUAUAGAGAAUAUAGGAGUGAUCCUUAUGAACAAGAUAUUCGGGAAUACAGCUAUAGGCAGAGAGAACGAGAGCGAGAACGGGAGAGAUUUGAAUCUGACCGGGACCAUGAGAGGAGACCCAUUGAGCGAAGUCAGAGUCCCGUGCAUUUGCGUCGUCCACAGAGCCCUGGGGUGUCUCCUGCACAUUCGGAGAGAUUGCCAAGUGACUCUGAGAGGAGGCUGUACCGCCGGUCCUCAGAGCGGAGUGAAAGCUGCAGCUCCGUGUCUCCCCCACGGUACGAUAAACUGGAGAAGGCUCGGUUGGAACGCUAUACAAAAAAUGAAAAAACAGAUAAAGAACGAACUUUUGACCCUGAGAGGGCAGAGAGGGAGAGACGAAUAAUUCGCAAGGAGAAGGUAGAAAAGGACAAACCUGACAGGCAGAAGCGAAAAGGGAAAGCUCGUUCCCCUAGUUCUCAGUCUUCUGAAGCAGAGCAGGAGAACGACCGGGAGCAGAGCCCUGGGACGCCACGGGGCGCGGCCACACUGAGCAGAGCGAGGGCUGACAAGGAAGGGCCAGCCAAGAACCGCCUGGAGCUUGUACCUUGUGUGGUUCUGACCCGAGUAAAGGAAAAGGAGGGCAAGGUCGUCGACCACCCACCCCCAGAGAAGCUCAAAGCCAGGCUCAGCCAUGAUGCUGCAAAGUCCUCAGCCCUGGACCAGAAAGCUCAGGCCUCUCAGGGGGAGCCUGCCAAGGCGGACUCAUCCAAGGCGGACGCCGCCAGAGGGAAAGCGCUGAGGGAAAAGGCCCUUUCGAGCCACGCAGAGGUCGUGGAUAAGGAGGGCAGGCCUAAGCUCAGGAAGACCCUCAAGCCAGAGCAGGCGCCUGAGCUCAGUGCUCUGGACUUGGAAAAGCUGGAAGCGAGGAAAAGGCGCUUUGCAGAUUCCAGCUUGAAAAUAGAAAAGCAAAAACCAGAAAUCAAGAAAAUCAGCCCUGAGACAGAGGAUACUCGCGUACUUUUAAAGAAGCAGUCUGACACGUCGAGAGAUGGUGUUUCACUGAGGGAAGGAGAGUCUGAAAGAAAGCCUGUGAGAAAAGAAAUCCUUAAAAGGGAAUCAAAAAAAACUAAGCUGGAAAGACUCAAUUCAGCUCUCAGCCCCAAAGACUGCCAGGAGCCUGCUGCUGUCCCCACAGGGCCUGGCGCUCGGCCCAGCACAGACGCACACGCAGGACUGGGAGAACCAGUGCACGGACCUGUGGAGACUCAAGAAGCCCAGCCCAAAAAAACCAUCCCCUCCAAACCUCAGCCCAAACAGCUGCAGCUCCUAGAGAAUCAAGGGCCUGAGAAAGAGGAAGUGAGGACAAACUACUGCCGGCCUCGAGAGGAACUAGCAGAGCACAAAGCAGGCCAGGAGAAGCCACAUGGAGGGAGUGCUGAAGAGAAACUUGGCAUUGACAUUGAUCACACGCAAAGCUACCGAAAGCAGAUGGAGCAGAGUCGCCGAAAGCAGCGGCUGGAGAUGGAGAUAGCCAAGGCUGAGAAGUCUGGAAGUCCCAAGAAAGAUGUAGAUGAAUACGAAAGGCGCAGCCUGGUCCACGAGGUGGGCAAGCCCCCUCAGGAUGUCACUGAUGACUCCCCGCCCAGCAAGAAGCGAAGGACGGACCACGUAGAUUUUGAUAUCUGUACCAAAAGAGAGAGAAAUUACCGAAGUUCCCGACAGAUCAGUGAGGACUCAGAAAGAACCAGCUGUUCUCCGAGUGUCCGCCAUGGCUCCUUCCAUGAAGAUGAUGACCCCAUGGGUUCCCCUAGGCUAAUGUCAGUAAAAGGGUCACCUAAAGUGGAUGAAAAAGGCCUCCCCUAUUCUAAUGUAACAGUGAGAGAAGACCCAUUAAAAUGUAAUCCUUAUGAUUCUGGCAAGAGAGAACAGGCAGCAGACAUGGCCAAAAUAAAGCUGUCUGUCUUGAAUUCUGAAGGUGAACCAAAUCGUUGGGACCCUCAGAUGAAACAGGACCCUAGCCGGUUUGAUGUCAGUUUCCCAAACAGUGUAAUUAAGAGAGACAGUCUACGAAAGAGGUCUGUGCGUGACCUGGAGCCUGGCGAGGUGCCCUCUGAUUCUGAUGAGGACGCUGAGCAUAGGUCCCAGUCCCCCAGAGCUUCCACCUUCUAUGACAGCCCUCGGUUGUCUUUUUUAUUGAGGGACAGAGACCAAAAACUACGUGAGCGAGAUGAAAGACUCUCUAGUUCUUUAGAAAGGAAUAAAUUUUAUUCUUUUGCACUGGACAAGACAAUCACACCAGACACUAAAGCUUUGCUUGAAAGAGCCAAAUCCCUCUCAUCAUCCCGUGAAGAAAAUUGGUCUUUCCUUGACUGGGACUCCCGGUUUGCUAAUUUUCGAAACAACAAAGAUAAAGAAAAGGUCGACUCGGCCCCCAGACCUAUUCCAUCCUGGUACAUGAAGAAGAAGAAAAUCAGGACGGACUCAGAGGGGAAACUGGAUGAUAAGAAGGACGAGCACAGGGAGGAGGAGCAGGAGAGGCAGGAGUUGUUUGCCUCGCGGUUCUUACACAGCUCCAUCUUUGAGCAAGAUUCCAAGCGGCUGCAGCACCUUGAGAGGAAGAGCGAGGAGUCUGACUUUGCUCCCGGGAGGCUGUACGGCCGGCAGGCAUCUGAGGGUGCAAACAGCACAAGUGACUCGGUCCAGGAGCCAGUGGUUCUGUUCCACAGCAGAUUCAUGGAGCUCACACGGAUGCAGCAGAAGGAGAAGGAGAAGGACCAGAAGCCCAAAGAGGCUGAGAAGCAGGAGGAUCCAGAGACUCAUCCCAAAACUCCAGAACCUGCCACGGAGACUAAAGAGCUGGAGCCGAAAGCCCCCGUUUCAGCUGGGCUUCCUGCUGUUAGCGCCGUGACGCCAGAACCAGCUUCCUCGGCACCAGAGAAAGCUGAGGAGACAGCAGAGACUCCUUCACUGGCAGGAGAGAAGCUCGUGGAGCCCACUCCUGUCUUGGAAGAAACAAAGCUUGUAUGUGAGCCGGCUUCUGUGUCCGUGGAACAGCUCAAGCAGGUGGACGUACCCCCUGGAGAGGACAGCCGUGACAGCGCUGCUGUGGCACCUUCGGCUCCUCAAGAAAAUGCAACUACUGACGCUGUCCCUUGUGUGGAUGCCGAGCCUCUGACCCCCGGAACCACAGCUUCCCAGGUAGAAAGCAAUGUAGACCCAAAACCCAGCAGUCCCCAGCCACUUUCAAAAUUGACUCAGAGGUCUGAGGAAGCCGAAGAACCUGACGUGGAGAAGCCAGAUACAACUCCAAGCACUGAGCCUGACACCACUCAGAAAGCUGGAGUCCUGUCAGAAGUUCAGCCCCCAGCUUCUGAAGAUGUAGAAGCUAAUCCUCCAGUCACUGCAAAAGACAGGAAGACCAACAAAAGCAAGCGCGCCAAGACGUCCAUCCAGGCAGCUGCCGCAAGCGUCAUGGAGAAGCCUGUCACCAGGAAGAGCGAGAGGAUAGACCGGGAAAAGCUGAAACGGUCCAGCUCUCCUCGUGGGGAAGCACAGAAGCUGUUAGAACUAAAGAUGGAGGCAGAGAAGAUCACAAGGACUGCGUCUAAAAGCUCUGGGGGAGACACGGAGCACCCAGAGCCUAGCUUGCCUCUCAGCAGAACCAGGCGCCGGAAUGUGAGGAGUGUGUAUGCCACCAUGACUGACCACGAAAGCCGGUCUCCAGCCAAAGAGCCUACUGAGCAGCCCAGAGUGACUAGAAAGAGGCUGGAGCGGGAGCUACAGGAGGCCGUGGUACCUCCUUCUACCCCUCGGAGAGGAAGGCCUCCCAAAACCCGCCGGCGUGCCGAAGAGGGUGGUGAACAUGGGAGAAAAGAGCCGGCAGAAACUCCCAGGCCCGCUGAGGGCUGGAGGUCGCCGAGGUCUCAGAAAGUGGCAGCUGCUGGUGGGCCCCAGGGAAAAAGGGGGAGAAACGAGCAAAAAGUUGAGGCCGCUGCCGAGGCCAGUGCCCAGGUGAGCACGAGGGAAGGUAACUCUAAGGCCAGAGCUGAUAGAGAAGCAGCAAGUGAGGCAAAACGCGACAGGAGAGACCCCAGCACACACAAAAACGGACCUGACACCUUCCCAGUUGAGGUCGUGGGGAGAAAACCUCCUGAGAAAACCUACAAAUCAAAGAGAGGCCGUGCUCGGAGCACCAGGUCGGGGAUGGACAGAGCCGCACAUCUGAAAAGCCUGGAAAUGGCUGCCAGGGCAACAGGGCAAGCCAUAGACAAGGAAGCCGGGCCUGUGGUGGUCUCUCCUCAGAAAAGUGAGAGCCCCCAGAAGGGAAGUGGCUCCUCCCCUCGGCUGGGAAACAACCCAGCUGAUCCUGACAAGGAAGCACAGAAGGAAAAUGUGUCUGCCACCACGGUGUCCCAAGAAGCCACUCAGCUAGCCAAGCAGAUGGAACUGGAGCAGGCUGUGGAGAACAUCGCAAAGCUCCCCGAGCCCUCCACUGGUGCUGCUGACAAGGGCACAGCCACAGGAGCGGCUGAAGAGCCUGCCACUGGGCGUGGCCACAAGCCAGCACACCAGGCAAGCGAAACUGAAUUGGCUGCGGCCAUUGGCUCCAUCAUCAAUGACAGCUCUGGAGAGCCAGAGAACUUCUCUGCUUCUCCUUCUGUUCCCCCAGGAUCUCAGACACACCCACAGGAAGAAAUGGAGCCAGGACCCCAUGAAGCCCUGUCAGGAAUCUUGGAGGCAGAAGCAGCAACAGAAUCCUCUGCCCCACAAGUCAGUGCGUCGGAGCCACCAGAAGGCUCUGCAGACACCAAGGAAGCCAGAGGAGACGGCAGUGACUCUGUACAGGAAGCCAAAGGGUCGAAAGUGGAAGUCACUCCUCCCCGGAAGGACAAAGGGCGCCAAAAGACAACCCGACGUCGGAAAAGGAAUGCCAACAAGAAAGUGGUGGCUGUCACAGAGACUCGAGCCCCUGAGGCCGAGCAGGCUCAAAGUGAGAGCCCUGCUGCCAAUGAGCCGGUGGCAGCCCCCCCUGAAGCUCCCCAGGAAGAGAAACAGUGCGAGAAGCCUCACUCCCCUCAUGGCGAGUGCACUUCUGACCCAAGCAAGACCCCUCCUGCUGAGAGUCUGUCCCAGGACAACAGUGUUGAAGAAAAGACUCCAUGCAAAGCCCCCGCACCUCCUGACCUGCCCCCCCUUUCCCAGCCAGCACUGAUGGAUGAUGAACCCCAAGCCAGGUUCAAGGUGCAUUCAAUCAUUGAAAGUGAUCCCGUGACCCCACCCAGUGACUCGAGCAUACCUCCACCCACAAUUCCUUUAGUGACCAUAGCAAAGCUCCCACCUCCUGUCAUUCCUGGGGGAGUCCCACAUCAAAGUCCCCCUCCUAAGGUGACAGAGUGGAUCACAAGACAGGAAGAGCCUCGGGCUCAGUCUACCCCAUCUCCGGCUCUUCCCCCAGACACAAAAGCCUCUGAUGUGGACACCAGCUCCAGUACACUGAGGAAGAUCCUCAUGGACCCCAAAUAUGUAUCUGCCACAGGCAUUACUUCCACAAGUGUCACUCCAGCCAUUGCAGAGCCCGUGAGUGCCCCGUGUCUGCAGGAGGCGCCAGCCCCUCCUUGUGAACCCAAGCAUCCCCCGUCAGAAGAAAAAUCAGCAGCCAUGGGAUCAAAUGCUGACACACAAGCCUCAGAGGUUCCAGUGGCUGCUGACAAAGAGAAGCUGGCUCCAGUCAUUGCCCCUAAAAUCACAUCUGUGAUUAGCCGGAUGCCCGUUAGCAUUGACCUGGAGAACUCACAGAAGAUAACGUUGGCAAAGCCAGCUCCUCAGACCCUGACUGGCCUGGUGAGUGCCCUGACUGGUCUGGUGAAUGUCUCCCUGGUCCCGGUGAAUGCCUUAAAGGGUCCUGUGAAGGGCUCAGUAGCCACCCUGAAAGGUUUGGUGAGCACCCCUGCUGGGCCCGUGAAUCUGCUAAAGGGGCCCGUGAAUGUCCUCACUGGGCCUGUUAAUGUCCUGACCACUCCAGUGAGUGCCACAGUGGGCACGGUGAACGCUGCCCCUGGCCCCGUGACUGCUGCCUGUGGCGUGACGGCCACUACAGGCACAGCAGCCAUGACAGGUGCAGUGCCUGCCCCAGCAGCAAAGGGCAAGCAGAGGGCAAGCAGCAGUGAGAACAGCCGCUUCCACCCUGGCUCCAUGUCAGUCAUUGAUGACCGGCCAGCAGAUGCCGGCUCUGGUGCAGGCCUGCGUGUGAAUACUUCAGAAGGGGUGGUGCUUCUGAGCUACUCGGGACAGAAGACGGAAGGCCCACAGCGGGUCAGUGCCAAGAUCAGCCGGAUCCCUCCGGCCAGUGCAGUGGACAUGGAGUUUCAGCAGUCUGUAUCGAAGUCCCAAGUGAAAGCAGACUCCGUCACCCCCACCCAGUCUGCACCCAAAGGCCCUCAGACCCCUUCAGCCUUCGCAAAUGUGGCCGCCCAUUCUACCCUGGUGCUGACUGCCCAGACGUACAAUGCCUCUCCUGUGAUCUCCUCUGUGAAGACGGACCGUCCAUCCUUGGAGAAGCCUGAGCCCAUUCACCUCUCAGUGUCCACGCCUGUCACCCAAGGUGGCACAGUGAAGGUCCUCACCCAGGGCAUCAACACACCCCCAGUGCUGGUUCACAACCAACUAGUCCUCACCCCUAGCAUAGUCACCACUAACAAGAAACUUGCUGACCCUGUCACUCUGAAAAUAGAGACCAAGGUCCUUCAGCCAGCUAACCUGGGGCCCACCCUCACUCCCCAUCACCCUCCUGCCCUGCCCAGCAAACUGCCUGCAGAAGUGAACCAUGUUCCUUCUGGACCCAGCAACCCAGCAGAUCGAACCAUCGCUCACUUGGCAACCACAAAACCAGAUACUCAUUCUCCUCGACCUCCUGGGCCUCCACCAGGCGCGUUCCCUAGGGCGUGCCACCCCAGCAGCACGACAUCCACAGCGCUUUCCACCAAUGCCACUGUCAUGCUGGCUGCGGGCAUUCCGGUGCCACAGUUCAUCUCCAGUAUACACCCAGAGCAGUCUGUCAUCAUGCCCCCCCACAGCAUCACUCAGACGGUGUCCCUCGGUCACCUCUCACAAGGUGAGGUGAGAAUGAGCACUCCCACCUUGCCCAGCAUCACCUACAGCAUCCGGCCAGAAACACUGCACUCUCCUCGGGCCCCUCUGCAGCCCCAGCAGGUAGAGGCGAGGGCCCCACAGCGUGUGAGCACACCCCAGCCAGCCACAACUGGUGUGCCUGCUCUGGCCACACAGCACCCUCCUGAGGAAGAAGUUCACUAUCACCUCCCUGUGGCUCGAGCUGCAGCCCCUGUGCAGUCGGAAGUGCUGGUCAUGCAGUCCGAGUACCGGUUGCACCCAUACACUGUUCCCCGGGACGUGCGGAUCAUGGUACAUCCACAUGUGACUGCUGUCAGUGAACAGCCAAGGGCCACAGAGGGGGUGGUGAAGGUGCCACCAGCCAACAAGGUGAAGGAAGCGGUUAAGACUUCAGAUGCCAAGACAGUCCCGGCUCCAGCCCCUGUGCCUGUCCCGGUUCCUGUCCCUACCCCCGCCCCACCCCCUCAUGGUGAAGCCCGCAUUCUCACAGUCACACCCAGCAGCCAGCUUCAGGGGCUGCCUCUGACCCCACCUGUGGUUGUAACCCACGGGGUGCAGAUUGUGCACUCCAGUGGUGAGCUGUUCCAAGAAUACAGGUAUGGUGACAUCCGCACCUACCAUGCCCCCGCUCAGCUCACACAUACUCAGUUUCCUGUCGCCUCCUCCAUCAACCUACCCUCCAGGACCAAGACUUCUUCUGCCCAGGGGCCCCCUGAAGGUGAGCCCUUGCCGUCCACGCAGCCUGCACAGCCUGCCCCGUCUACGCAGUCCACGCAGCCCGUGCCACCCACCCCACCCUGCCAGCCCUCCCAACUCAGCCAGCCUGCCCAGCCACCGAGUGGCAAGAUUCCUCAGGUCUCUCAAGAAGCAAAGGGGACGCAGACAGGAGGGGUGGAGCAGACUCGUCUCCCAGCCAUCCCCGCAAACAGGCCACCUGAGCCGCAUGCUCAGGUUCAGAGGCCGCCCAUGGAAACAGCCCAGCCAGCCCACCCCUCCCCUGUGUCAGUCUCCAUGAAGCCGGACCUCCCAAGCCCUCUUUCCUCUCAGGCUGCCCCAAAGCAGCCAUUGUUUGUCCCUGCAAACUCAGGCACAAGCACCCCACCUGGACUGGCUCUGCCUCAUGCCGAAGCCCAGCCAGCCCCCAAACAAGACUCUUCUCCACACAUGACACCACAACGGCCUGUGGAUAUGGUCCAGCUGCUGAAGAAGUACCCCAUCGUGUGGCAGGGCCUGUUAGCCCUCAAGAACGACACGGCUGCUGUGCAACUCCACUUCGUCUCUGGCAACAAUGUCCUGGCUCAUCGGUCCCUGCCUCUCUCUGAAGGUGGUCCCCCACUGAGAAUCGCCCAGAGGAUGCGACUAGAGGCCUCUCAGCUGGAAGGGGUUGCCAGGAGGAUGACAGUGGAAACAGACUACUGCCUGUUGCUGGCUCUGCCCUGUGGCCGUGACCAGGAGGAUGUGGUGAGCCAGACCGAGUCCCUCAAGGCUGCCUUCAUCACAUACCUGCAGGCCAAGCAAGCAGCAGGGAUCAUCAACGUUCCCAACCCUGGCUCCAAUCAGCCCGCCUAUGUGCUGCAGAUCUUCCCACCCUGUGAGUUCUCCGAGAGUCACCUCUCCCGGCUGGCCCCUGACCUCCUUGCUAGCAUCUCCAACAUCUCUCCCCACCUCAUGAUUGUCAUUGCCUCAGUGUGAGGCUCCGAAUGGUCACCACCUCAGGGCAUUUUCCUGAGGCUCUGCUGCAAAAAAAAAAAAUAACGAACACCGUGGACAACCUAGCCAGGCAGAGGGGAGGCUGCUGAAGGGGCAGACUGCCAGGCGCCAGCAGCCGGCCUCGUGCCCACCCGCCCUCGCGCCCGCCCAGCUCUAUGGAUAGACCUCCUGGGGGGGGCGGCGGGGGUGGUGCUGCUUGUAUGUUUACAUGAAUUCUCGCCCAGGACAGACCACCAACCCAUAGACUCGCAGAAACCUUAGGGGCUGGGUGUCUCUCCUCACUUGGAGAAAAGGAACCGGGCCGUGGGAUUCUUCUGUUUUUGUUAAACAGAAUAGAACAGCCUUUGCACUAAAUUAGUGACUCGCACAGUGAACACAGGCUGCUCUCGACGUGUGUGCAUGAGCACGCGUGGACUCUCGUGCAGGACUUGGGACUUGUGCUGAAGCCUUGGGGUCAAGGAACAUUUCAGUGGGUUUUUGCCCCAUCUCCUCUUCCUGUCCCCUGCUCAUCGAGCGUGUCAUCUUUCUUAAUUCUCCUGCCGCCACUACCACCUUCAACUCAUUGGAUGUAGUUUACACAGUUGAGUAAAGGCGAACAGGAUUUUCUUUCUUGGUCGGCUGUGCAGAACUCGGGAUGUGUAUAUAUAAAUAUAUAAUAUAUAUAAAUAUAUAUAAUACUGACUUAAAUCAAAUUUCCCUGACAUACAUUUUUUUUAAUCUGUGCCAAAAAUGUGUUUUCAAAGAAAAUCUUAUUUUCAUACUCAGACUUUGUACCGUCGUCACUCAUUUGUAUAAGUGCGCUCCAUUACUGCACGGGUCCUGCCCCCGCAGCGUGGAAGCGUCACGUAGCACCUGUACAGAAGACCUGGCCACUCCACUUCCUGUGACCCGGACCUCUCCCUGACUUCCUAACACUUAUUAAUUUAUGGAACUGUUUUUCUCAGCGCAGUUUUGUUCUGUGUGUCCAUUGGAUUACAAACUUUAUUAAAAAAUACAAAACAC
Messenger RNA from Mastomys coucha (southern multimammate mouse), 11896 nucleotides. It is a transcript of the gene Spen, whose product is annotated as spen family transcriptional repressor. Gene Ontology annotation, molecular function: mRNA binding. Lineage: Eukaryota; Metazoa; Chordata; Mammalia; Rodentia; Muridae. Bases 41 to 10876 code for a protein of 3611 amino acids. Gene Ontology annotation, biological process: regulation of transcription by RNA polymerase II. Gene Ontology annotation, cellular component: nucleus. The transcript is spliced from 15 exons. The record is from RefSeq and is a predicted model, not a curated record.